Molecule: messenger RNA, 2247 nt
Organism: Pediculus humanus corporis (human body louse)
Lineage: Eukaryota; Metazoa; Arthropoda; Insecta; Psocodea; Pediculidae
Product: RNA polymerase-associated protein LEO1, putative
Exons: 8
Coding region: 1-2247 (748 amino acids)
Biological process (GO): transcription elongation by RNA polymerase II; positive regulation of transcription elongation by RNA polymerase II
Cellular component (GO): nucleus; Cdc73/Paf1 complex
Molecular function (GO): RNA polymerase II C-terminal domain phosphoserine binding
Source: RefSeq, a predicted model, not a curated record
AUGGCACCGGUUGGUAAAUACUGUGCUAACGGAGGGGAGUCAGAUCAAGAUAGCGUUAACAAUUCGGGAUCUGAUUCAGAAGGUGCAGAAAGUAAUGCUUCAGGAAGCCGGAGUAGCAGUGCAGAAUCUGGGAAUCAAACUCGAAGAUCAAGUCCUAGAAGUGAUCGUUCAAAAUCAAAAUCUAGAAGUCCAGCCAAUUCUCAAGGUUCAGGUAGUUGGCACUCCGACGCUGGUAGUCAUGGUAGAAAAUCAAGAAGAGAUUCUGCCUCCUCUGGCAGUCCACGAGGUGCUCAUUCAGAGAGAAGCGCCAAGUUUGAUAGUGGUCGAUCCCGUAGUCCGGAAGACAAAGCUGAUCAUUCACCUGGAUCUGCUCAUGAAAAAUCUUCUAGAUCUCCAAGUCCAGAAGGUGAAAGAAGUGGUUCAGCAUCUCCUUCUAAAGCUUCAGAAAGUGGUGAAUCAAGAUCUGAAUCACCGGAUAAUAAAAGUAUUGACUCUGGGAAAAAUAACAGAAGAAGUCAAUCUGUGAAUUCGGAUAAUGAAAAGAAUAGAAAAUCAAGAUCAAGAAGUAAAGGAAGUAAUAAUUCAAGACAAAGUAGUGCUGGUUCAAGAUCUGGUAGUGUCAGUGAUAAUGAUUCUCAGCAUUCGAAAGAGCAAUCUGAAUCUCCAGGUAGAGAGAACAAUGAUAAAAAUAGAGAUUCUAUCGGUGAGGAAGAUCAUACUUCCAAUGAUAGAAAAAGUAGGGUUAAAUCUUCAAAACGUAAAAGUCAUUCAGGUAGUGAUAGUGAUAAUCAUUCAGAUAAAGUAGUUUCUUUAAAGUCUUCUAAAAGUCGAUCUAAUAGCCCUCGAAAGAGUAAAAGUAAUUCACCCAAGUCUGACAGAUCUGGGUCUCCGGAAAAAAAUAGAAAAUCACAUUCAAGAAGUAGAUCUCCUGUAAGUGGCAGUGGAAGUGAUAAUGAACAAAUUAAGGAAACCAGUACCAGAAAGAGAGCAGUUAUAAGUGACGACAGUGGUUCUGACACAGGUAAAAAAAAUGCAGACCCUGAAAAUGAUAGGGAAGACGGUGAAGAUAGUGAAAAAGAUUUAGUCAUUGAUGCAGAAGCUCUAUUUGGAGAUGCGUCAGACAUUAGCUCAGAUGAAGAAGGUAGAAAAAAGAAAGGAUUGAAAAAACAUGUCGAGAGUGAAGAUAACAAGUCUCAAGGUGAAGAAAGUGAUGCAGAGAGUCAAAAAGAAAAAAGCGACGAUGAAAAAAUUGAUAUGGACGGUGAUGAAAAAGACGAAGACAAAGAAAAUAUUCCCGAAGAACCUCAUCCCGAAACUCGUAUCGAUGUUGAAAUACCUAAAAUAACAACAGAUUUGGGAAGAGAUCUUCAUUUUGUCAAGUUACCAAACUUUUUAUCCGUUGAAACGAGACCUUUCGAACCUUCCACGUACGAAGAUGAAAUCGACGAAGAGGAAACAUUAGAUGAAGAAGGUCGUGCUAGGUUGAAAUUAAAAGUUGAAAAUACAAUUAGAUGGAAAGAAGUAACGAAACAAAAUGGCGAAUUCGAAAAACAAAGUAAUGCUCGUUUUGUUAAAUGGUCAGAUGGUUCCAUGUCUUUACAUUUAGGCUCGGAAAUAUUUGACGUAUACAAGCAACCUUUACAGGGCGAUCACAAUCACUUGUUCAUAAGGCAAGGUACGGGUUUGCAAGGUCAGGCCGUUUUUCGAACCAAAUUGACUUUCAGGCCGCAUUCUACCGAAUCUUUCACUCAUAGGAAAAUGACAAUGUCUCUUGCCGACAGAUCACAAAAGACUGCUGGAAUAAAAGUAUUAUCAUUAGUGGGUAAAGAUCCCGAGGCUCACAGAGGAGAAUUAAUCAAGAAAGAAGAAGAAAGAUUGAAGGCGUCGGUUAGAAGAGAGAGUAAACAGAGACGAAUACGAGAGAAAAGCGCUCACCGCGGUCUGUCUGCCGGAUACCUGGAACCUGAUAGAUACGGUGAUUUAGAUUCGGACGAAGAAGGAAUAUCGAUAAACGCGAUUAAAAAACAACAUAGGAAUAAAUUAAAUAACAGCGGGGACGAUCGAUCUCAUAUAUACUCGUCGGACGAAGAAGGUUCGGAUAUUGAAACGAGAAGAGCAAGAAGGUUGGAUAAGGCAAAAGCAUUAAAAGAUUCAGAUUCGGAUGAUUCCGGCGGUGGUGGUGGUGGUGGAGGGGGAGGAGGUUCAAACUCUAAAUCAGCCAUUCAAAGUUCUAGCGAAGAGGAUUAA